UCACCACAGUGUGACAGCAGAGCUCGGUGCACAGGAGGGUCUGGCAACCCUGAGGGUUCUAUCAGCCCAAUAAUAGCCAAACUCCUCUCCCCAUCGCCUCUCACUGAGGCAUUUGGCUCCCCAGGAUGAUCUGCUCCUUCUCCAACUCUGGAUUCACACCUGCUUGGAGCAUCAAAUCCCCCAGAUGCUGAUAUCCCACUAAGGACUGAAAUGGAUGGUUUCAUCCCGGGGGCCGCUGACCCUUAAGUUCUAGUGAGAUGUCCUUCAGUGGCAACGCGAGCCAGCCCUCCCCGUCCACGACGUCCCCUCUUCCGCCCGUCAACCGGACGACGCCUACGGAGGAGGGACGCUCUUUGCAAGAGUGGGCGUCCAACGAGACUUUGCUCUCGGAUCUAUCUGUCCUCGGGCAGGACGAGCAGUGCCCCUCGUCCCCCAUCCUCACGGCGUUCCUGGUGGCGUGGUACAGCGUUACAAUGGUGCUCGGCCUGGUGGGCAACGUGGGCCUUAUGUGCAUAAUUACACGCCGCCGAGAGAAAGCCAAUGUCACCAGCAUUUUCAUUUGUAAUCUGUCAUUCUCUGACAUUCUGGUGUGUGUCUUCUGCCUCCCUUUCACACUCAUUUACACACUGAUGGACCACUGGGUGUUUGGGUCACUGCUAUGUCGCCUGGUGCCAUUCAUUCAGUGCGUGUCUGUGACCGUCUCUAUAUUGUCUCUAGUUUUUAUCGCUCUGGAGAGACACCAACUCAUCAUUAACCCCGCUGGCUGGAAACCCAGCAUUCCUCAAGCCUACACAGCUGUGGUUAUCAUCUGGAUACUGGCGGGCUUCACCUCCUCGCCUUUCUUGGCCUUUCAGCUGCUCACAAACGAGCCCUACACCAACAUGAUGCUAACCGAGCCGGCGUUCUAUCGAGAAACCCCGCACGCCUCGCCCGGUAACUCAUCCGUGCUUCAAAAUACCCAAUACUUUCACAACCUUUACGCGUCCCUACACAUGGAGGCAUGUCUGGAGCGCUGGCCAUCCCAACAUGACAGGUUGACCUACACCACAUGGCUGCUUUUGUUCCAAUACUGCGGCCCUCUAAUUCUCGUCCUGCUUUGUUACGUCCGAGUCUUUGUGCGCCUGCGUCACCGCAAAGACAUGCUGGACCGCGCCAGGACGCCGGAGAGCCACCGCAUGACCCACAGCCGCCGAAUCAACAUCAUGCUCGUGGCCCUGAUAACGGCGUUCGCCCUCUGCUGGCUGCCGCUCACCAUUUUCAACGCGGUGUCCGACUGGAACCAGGACGCGCUUCCCGUCUGCCACCAUAACCUGCUCUUCUCCCUCUGUCACCUCCUGGCAAUGUCCUCCACCUGCAUCAACCCCAUCAUCUACGGCUUCCUCAACUCCAACUUCAGGCAGGAAGUCAAAGAGGUGCUCCAGUACUGCAGCUGUCGCCCCCUAGAGGAGGAGAGCGAGCGGCUCCCCAUGUCCACGGUACACAUGGAGAUGUCUCGCACUUCAGCGCCGCUCGCCUGCAGGAGUGACUCUGUUUAACAGGAGCUAUCAUCACAUCUAACAACUCAUUUUCCGCCUUUAAUGGACAUUCGACCAUUUUCAUAAUGACUUAUAAUGAAAACAUGUUUUUUGUGUGCAUCGUGCUAUGGUUAUCUUGCUAUUUAGAAGUGUUGCUUUAGUUGGCUUGCAUAAAUAGCUUUAAUUAAAUAAAAAAUGCAAUGCUAUGGCUUUAAUAGUGAGCGGUUUAAAACCUGUGAAAAAAAAUGGGCCAUUUAUGCAUCAUUUAAGCAAUUUUUUUAAAGAAUGCUGCUUGUUAGGAAUUUCGGCAAAAGGUUCAUCCACAGGCAUGUACGCAUUAAUGUUGGUAUUUGGUGCAAAAGUGUGUCAUCAAAAAUGACGGCGAAAAAAUGGUAUGUGAAUUUCUCUGGUAUGUUUAGUUACUUUUGCAUUGAUUGCAUCUGUGCUGUGAAAAUUGGCGUUUUGACACUAAAGAAAAGCUGUUUUGUGGCAUUGUCAUGAACAUUUUUUUUAAUGAUGAAUGAUGCUUGCACAAGAAGGGUUUAAUAUAGACGAAUGAAUAGCUUAUAAUUUACUUGACUGCUCCACCAUUUUAUAUACAUAGGAACUUUUAGGCAGCCCUAUUGGCAGGAAGUUAGUGCAGUAUUCACAAACAAACACAUUCAUUUAUCGCUGGACAUCACCGCAAUAAAUUUAUUUGAGCAAAGUAGGAAUCAUUCAUUUUAAAUCUAUUAUAAACAGCAUAAAAAACUGUUUAUGACCUUCUAAAUAUGUUUAUCAACAUAAGAGCCAUCAAGACAUUAAAUAGCACCCUUUAGUCACUAAUUCAAUUUAGUAAUGCUGCCUGAAACUGAGCCAAUCAUCCAAUCAGCAGGCACGGCACUGAACAGUGCCCUCUGGUUGGUCUCCUCCCGUGGUCAAUACCACUUUGGUUUUGAUAUUUAUAGUUCAUUUAGUCAUCUUAUUGCCCGAGCAUGCUUAGUUUAGGACCAAAAUAGUGUAGAAUAUGCUUUAAAAAUGAUUCAAAAGAAAAUCUGUGAAGCCAUAAUAUUUUAAGCCUGAUGUGGCAAAGUAUAACUUUAGUUUGUCCAUUUCAACCAAAAAAUACACGGAAACAUGGUUAAACCCUGGUUGAUUGUUAGAUUUAGGGUAACUGUUUAACUUGAUGGGGGUUAUUUGUAGUCAUCUUGGAUAUAUCCCUGCCAAUCUGCUGGGUUAAAAGUAUACAGUCGCGACGGUAGGGAUGGUGUUCCU
Messenger RNA from Entelurus aequoreus (snake pipefish), 2768 nucleotides. It is a transcript of the gene npy4r, whose product is annotated as neuropeptide Y receptor Y4. NCBI's taxonomy places the organism in Eukaryota, Metazoa, Chordata, Actinopteri, Syngnathiformes, Syngnathidae. The transcript has 2 exons. The coding region runs from base 258 to 1535 and encodes 425 amino acids. Gene Ontology annotation, cellular component: neuron projection; plasma membrane. Gene Ontology annotation, biological process: G protein-coupled receptor signaling pathway. Gene Ontology annotation, molecular function: neuropeptide Y receptor activity; neuropeptide binding. The record is from RefSeq and is a predicted model, not a curated record.